Lytechinus pictus (painted urchin) is the source of this 5425-nucleotide messenger RNA. RefSeq lists its product as uncharacterized. The transcript has 9 exons. Bases 72 to 2624 code for a protein of 850 amino acids. The record is from RefSeq and is a predicted model, not a curated record. NCBI's taxonomy places the organism in Eukaryota, Metazoa, Echinodermata, Echinoidea, Temnopleuroida, Toxopneustidae.
AAAGGGCGUUAAGAUUCUACCUUCUGAUCAAGUCAACCUUACAUCCGACGGGUUAUAUCUACCGUGCAAAGAUGAGGGAGCUUAAAUUGUCCCUGGCGAUCUCUGUUCUGGUUGUUAUGGUGUCUGGCCAGCUUCAACCAGAGGAUAUGAUGCCCUUCACAAAUCCGGGUGAAAUCGUUUAUGAAUCUCCGCUUACCAUCAAGUUUGCGAUGAACGCAGUCGGAGGGAUCUGGCAGCAGACCCGGGCAAUUGAUUCGCUGGCCUAUGCGUGUAGAAGCGUCUUACCGGUUGUUGGAUCGGCGAUACCAGUGGUUGACCAGACAAGUCUGAUUUGGGGGUUCGUCUGUGACGAAGUCAUCGAAGCUUCCAGAGAUCUGGACAACUACGACGCACGGGGGUUCUGUGUCGACUUGAUCGAGGAGGUAUCUGAUCUGGUUGAAAAUCCCGAUGGGAUGACCGGUUUCAGGCGACGCAGACAAGCAUUUCCUCCAACCAUGUCAGAGGAGGUAAACGAUCCCAUUAUAGAAACCCUGAUCAACAGUACAAGGGAUCUGUACGGAAUCGACAUCAACAUGAUCAUUGGUAAUAUAUCUGAUAUUGAUACAAUUUGCACCAACAUCAAAGAUAACUUCCUGAGGUCAUCUCUGAAAGAUAUCAUUACUACAGCCGGAGGCGAAUUGGGAAAGGCUUUUCUGCCAAUGGCAGCACCGAUCUGCGAAGACUACGAUGGCUUUCUUCUUCAAACCUUCCAGGUACAACCUCCAUCAGUAGACUACAACAUCAGCCAAAUCAUUGCCCAUCUCGGGUCUAUGGCCGCUGGGUAUGACAGCAUGAACGACCUCUGUGAAGAUAUGGACCUAGCACUGUCAAUGCAAGGUGACAAUGGGGAUGCCAGGAGAAUGUUCGCCACUGACGCCAUUACAGAUGCCUUCGGCGUCUUGGAGAAUGCUGAUAGGUGUACUACAAUUGCUACUGGCGUAAUCAACGACGUCGUAGUACCUCUGGAGCGUGUGCAUGACUCUAGCUACGAGAUCACUAACAACGACAUCUAUCAGUAUACUGGCUUCAGUGGUGGUGUUCCUAGCGUGUGCUCCCCUUUAGCAAACGCUUUUACGAAUAUUGUAGACCUGGUGGAUGCUGAACCGGUCCAUCUGAUCCCCGAAACUACGUUGACCGUUCCCUUCUUUUUGAAUGCUGUCGGAGGCAUCUGGAAGCAGAGCAGACUCAUCGACUCAAUGGCUUUCAUCUGCAGCGAGGUGUUGCCGGAUCUAGAAUCGAUGGUGCCCGCCAUCAAAUCUUACUUUGACCAGGCCGACUGGGACUACAACCAAGUUUGUGGUCGGGUUCAGGAGGCAGCCAAUAACCUGGCGGGAUUCGAUGCGGAAGAUUUCUGCAAUGACAUUACCCAACUGAUCUCUAGCUUGGUCAGCGCUGAGAGGAAACGGCGACAGGCAAUGGAUACUUCCGCGCAGGAUCCUCUGGUACUCAUCAAUGACAUCACCGAGAAGCUGUACAACAUCAACAUCACCGAUCCGACUACCAUCUGCCCAAACAUCGGUCAGCUCCUGGACCGGUCCAUUGAUGAUAUCUUAACGGAGUUUGAGACAGAGCUGAUGGUCGCCUAUCUGCCGGAGGUAUCUCCAUAUCUGUGUGAAAAUUGGAAUGAGAUGCUCCAAUUCUUCUUCCCGGGUGUCGAUAAUGCUCAAGAAUACAUCGAGGUGAUCAACAAUGGUGUUCGUAUCGUAGUCCAACUUUUGGGGUACGACAACAGGCAAGACCUUUGUGACAGAAUUGACGAGGUUCAGGAGCAGUCAGAGCAAGCAAGAAGGACCUUUGCCGAAGGAAUCAUUGAAAGUUCUUCGAGCAUUUACGUCGACACAGCCCGGUGCUCCAUGUACGCAAACGACCUCAUUGAUGAGGUCAUUCACCCACUCUUUGAGCUCUUCGGGCUACCGAUUAAAAUCAGCGAUUAUACCAUUUACCGUUACACUGGUUUUAUGGGUGUAGAAGGGGUCUGCAGAGCCAUCGAGACAGCUUUCACGAUGCUUUCUGUGAUUGACAUAUCGAUGACGCUCAAAGCGGAGAGUAUGAAUGGAAUACCCCUCGUGUAUACCGAUGCUCUAGCUGAUAGAAAUUCCAAUCGCUUCCAGGAAUACGAAACAUUUUUCUGUGGAGUGACGACGAACUUUUUGACCCAGGAGCUCGGGGACGAUCUGCGAGACAUCACCUGCACCGCUACCGCAUUUCGCAAGGGUAGCAUCAUCGCCGAGUUGCAAUUUCAACUACAUGCUAUUUCGGAAGAGGUUGCGAACACACUUGCCGACGACGCGGUCGAGCUUGCAUCCAGUGACAGUCUGACCAUCUCUGGGGAUGGGAAUUCACUGACUCUUUCCGAGGUCCAAGUUACAACUGAUGAAAGGCCAGGUAUACGGGGAGGUUUGAGUACUGGUGCCAUCAUCGGCAUCGUCGUUGGCGUUUUGGUUGCCCUUGUCCUCGUCGUCGCCAUCAUCGCCAUCGCCGUAAAGCAAUCUCACCGACAAGCACAUAACAAUGCCCCUGGCGGACGAGGUAUUGGGAUGCAAAAUCCUGGAUACGCAUCUGACGAGAAACCAAGAUACGCUUAAUCUGCAUAACUUCAAAUGUGUUUUCAGCCUUGCAGUUUGGUAACCAUGGUGACGUAAAUCGAUAAAAGUUGGAGAAAAUGGAUUAAUAAAGGUCUUUCAUCAUUACUAACGGGAAAUCUAAAAAUAUAUCAUGUUAAUAAUCUGUAAAUCAUGUUCUGUAUUUGUUUUGCAAUUAAGUCUUAAUCUAUUAAAGAAUAAUGUAACAUUGUACAAUUGUGUAACAUGAUAAUAACAUAUAUCAGACGAGUCAUAAAUGUUACAGGCUCACUCAUAACUCAAAAGAUUUUUUUAAAUCAGUUUUCAUCCUUAUUUUGUACUAUGUUGUUUUAUCGUCUUGAAGAUUUGAUAUUUGCAUAUUUUACACAGAUCUAUUGGUACUGGUUACUAUCAUAUUUAGCUCUGAAUAGACGGGGCAUGAAUAUAACAACUUUAUUCAUAGCGUAAACAGUGUAUUUUUUUUAUCUUUUAUUAUACUUGUUUAUUUUACUAUGUAUUUGGAGAUCUUGAGAUUUUAUAGGCCUUAUUUUCACAGAUUACAGUACUUUAUGAAUUAAUGAUAUUUAGAAUCAUACGCAGUUCCUAUCUAUAGGCUGAAAUGUAUCAAGUUUAUUGGUAACUAUUUGAUUUUUAUGUGUUUUAAUCAUCUUAAUGUACUAUGUUAUUUCAUCGAUUUUGACAUAUAUUUACACAUAAUACAGUACUUUGUUGAAUUGUAUUGUUUAGAAUCAUAUUAAGCCGUUUAAUAUCAAUAUAGGCUGAAAUGUACAUGUACUAGCAUGUCGAUCCACAUCUUAAAGAAUAUGUUUUCUUUUACUUUUUGAUAAGUUGUCAUCUGUAUUAUGUGCUGUUAUUUUAUCUCCAUGGAGAUUUCGUAGGACUACGUGUAAUUUUGCCCAGAUUAGAGUACUUUAUCGAUACCACUUGAUAUCAUAUUCUGCUCAUAACGAUAUCACUUUAUAGAAAAUCAUUUUUUACCUUUAUUUUCAUGAUUGACAAAACUAUAAAUAAGUGUUCAUACUUGUCUGUGUAUAUAGUUAUGAUCUAAAUAUUGUUCCAGCCAUGCUUUUUAGCAACGCCCUUUUCGGCUUUGUCAUAAAUAUGGGGGGCUACACAGGGAGGGGGUCCUAUAUUUUUUUCUCAAGUGUUGACAGGGGAAGGGAAGAAAAAAAAGAUGCAUUUUUCUGCUUUACCAUUUGUAAUGAACUGGGGACAAAUGACGUUACAAAAGAUCUGCCCCUUAUCAAAUUACGUUUUCACCACCCCUGGUUAUCUUAAAAUAAUAAAGCCCCCCCCCCCUCGCCACCAACUUUAUUAAAAAUCAAUUCCAGUUGAAAUUGUCUUGAAAGUUUAACUCGGAAUGGGAGUAAUAAGCAGCCGAAUAAUAACGGCACAUGUUUUUAAUUCGUUUUCAAGCUCACAUUUAUUUUUUUCUGGAACAUACAGUAUAUCUCAGAAUGCAUGUAGUUUGAAGUGCUCAUAUCUUUAUUCAUCUGAAAUAGACUUAAUCGGUGUGGAAGUCGUGUUGAUUCUAUGUCAUGUAUGUAAUCAUAAUAAUUGUUAUUUUGAUUCUACAACUUUCUUUAAGAAUGAUACUACAUUAUGAAUAGAUUGUAUGCUUGGUUUUGAGGGAAACUGUGAGCUUUUUCGUAAAUACGGUAAAUGUACUGAGAACCGGCUGAACAGGACUGGUGUUUGAAAUACACCACGGGGAUUGACUAUAACACUAAAUGAGGUUAUAUAACAAACAUGAGGCCUUAGUGCUACAUAACACAAAUUGUGUAAAACUGACACCAAACAAAGGUGUAAAUUUCUUGGCGUGUUCCUUUCACAACAGAGACUGGUGUAGUGUAAAUAUCCAUGUAUUUUUCAUUUUUUGUAAUGUGAUAAAACCCUUUCAAUAAUUUUGAUCUUGGAAAAGAUGCCUUUCUAAAUGUAUAGCCUUCACUUGUCAAACUGCUGGGCGCCGAUGUAAAGCAGUUUAUGAAACUGAAAAGGACAACCAUGCAGUAUAAAUACGUAAAAAAGAAAUAGAGAUUAAUUUUCAUGAUAAAAACAUGAAUGUUUUUAAAUUCAUGAAAACAAUUAUCCAAAAGUGUUUCAUGAAUAUCAUUACGACUACAUGUAAAUCAGGCUUUCGCCGCUUAAGAAAAUAAUCGUAUUAUAUAAAACAGAAAACUAUGGUCAGACCAUUCUCUUUUGCGACAUAACCCCACGUGCAUUCAUAUGAAGGACAAGAAUUGGGCGCCCGAAUGGGCCAGAGCCAUAGAACAAGUCAUUAUAUCAAUGUUGAAAGUGUUCAUUUGAUUUUGUCAGGGGGUGUGGUAUUGCAGGGGUAAGCGGGCAACCACCCACAAUUAAUUUUAUUUCAAGUAUUGAACAGAAAGAAGAAAAGUAGGAGGAAAAGGGAGGAGAGAAUAAAAAAAAAGAAAACACAAAAGAGGUAUAAGACGUUUAACGUGUUUAACCAUAUUACUCCUGUACUUAUUUUGUUAAUAUAGAAAAUUAGGUCGCCCUGCAUGCCACCCCCCAUAUCAAAAUACCCUGGGCCACCCCUGAGCUCUUUCAUGAUAAAGAUAAUAAUAACGUCCAAUUUUACCCAGGGUAGACACUUCAGUUCCGAAAACUGUUUCUCUUGCGGACCCAGCUUAGCAUGUCCUGUAUGUGAUUCACGUAGCGUGUUUGUUUUUUGUGAUCAUAAAUACGUGAAGAUUUUUAAAAGAUCUUUUGUUUUCUUACAUGCAAUAAUUAAUCUAGAGCUAUUUUUGGAAAAUUAAAUUAGACAAAAUAUUUUUUCUUCUGUA